GCCCCGCGACGUGGCGUCACCGCGCCGUCACCGCGCCGCGCCCGCCGGGACAUGGCGGCGCUCUGGAGGGGCUGCGGGCGGCUGCUGGCGCGGCGGCCCGGGGCUGCGCAGGCGCUCACCGCCGGGGCCCUCAUGGGAGCUGGCGACGUGAUCGCCCAGCAGCUGGUGGAGCGGCGGGGACUGCAGGGGCACCAGGGCUCCCGCACCAUGAAGAUGAUGGCCAUUGGCUUCUGUUUUGUGGGCCCCGUCGUGGGCGGAUGGUACAAGAUCCUGGAUCAGCUCGUCCCGGGGGCCACGAAAGUCGUGGCCGUGAAGAAGAUGGUCCUGGACCAGGGGGCCUUUGCGCCGUGUUUCCUCGGCUGCUUCCUCGCCAUCACGGGGGCCGUGAAUGGUCUGUCGGUGGAGGAGAACUGGUCCAAGAUCCAGCAGGACUACACGGACGCCCUGCUGACCAACUACUGCAUCUGGCCGCCAGUGCAAAUCGCAAACUUCUACUUCGUGCCCCUGCAGCACAGGCUGGCCGUCGUCCAGUGCGUUGCCAUCGUCUGGAACUGCUACCUCUCCUGGAAAGCAAAUCGGAUGUGAGGGGAAGCCACGUGCCCUCCCAGCCCCCCGCCUGAGCGCUGCCUGCCUCUGCCCCGUCUCCGCAGCCCCUGGAACCGGCGCCCGUGGCUGUGCGCGGGGACGGGGCGCACAGGGUCCCACAACAGCCAUCCCAUCCCGCUCUCUCCUCGCGGGACCUCAUCACCUGCAGCUACGGCUGUCGCUGCUCCAGGGACACGCGGAGGAGAUGGCGGGGGCAGGUCCACCUCGAGACGGGACGGUGCUUGGGGCUGCUGCGGGUCCGGCAGCUCUGCCCCUCGACGCCCUUCUCCGUCCGUGCUCACGCCUCUCCCCGGCCCGUGGCCCCGCACUGGGGGUGUUCCUGCGGCGGCGUUGCUCUGUCCUCCCCCGGUGUGGAUCCCGGGCAGGGCGAGGAGCCAGAGCGGCGGGUGCCGGUGGUGCCGUGGGUUGUGCUUGGUGCUGGGCUGGGUGCUGCCUGCCCACCCCACGCCUGCAGCUCGGCAGCACCCGCUGCCGCCGUUUGGGUGCGUUCACCCCCAAAACGGGUUUCUCUCCAGCUCCUCUGCGGACAGUUGGAGCACCCAAUAAAUGGCAUUUUCCCCUUUUGA
Chroicocephalus ridibundus (black-headed gull) is the source of this 1172-nucleotide messenger RNA. It is a transcript of the gene MPV17, whose product is annotated as mitochondrial inner membrane protein MPV17. Gene Ontology annotation, cellular component: membrane; cytoplasm; mitochondrion. The record is from RefSeq and is a predicted model, not a curated record. Lineage: Eukaryota; Metazoa; Chordata; Aves; Charadriiformes; Laridae. The transcript has 7 exons. Bases 52 to 585 code for a protein of 177 amino acids. Gene Ontology annotation, biological process: cellular response to reactive oxygen species.